This is a messenger RNA of Contarinia nasturtii (swede midge), 2081 nucleotides long. RefSeq names its product translation initiation factor eIF-2B subunit delta (gene eIF2Bdelta). The coding region runs from base 203 to 1888 and encodes 561 amino acids. The transcript is spliced from 6 exons. Lineage: Eukaryota; Metazoa; Arthropoda; Insecta; Diptera; Cecidomyiidae. The record is from RefSeq and is a predicted model, not a curated record.
AUAUCAUUAGUGUGCCCGCAACAAAGGGAGUAAAAGCAAUCUACUGAGACACACAUUUACACAACUUACAUGUGGACAACAAACGCAGGAAAGUUGCAAUACGACCUACUACAAUCGUAAACUCAUUCAAGGCAUACGGUGACGACGAAUUUUUUUUAUUUGAAAAGAAAGAAAAAAAAAUUAAAAUAAAAUCUAAGGAAAAAUGGCACCAAUAGAGCAAAAUACGAGUUCAGCUGAUGGCCAACAGCAGAAGAGCCAACCUGUUGUGGAUCGUGAUGCGGUAAAAAAAGAACGUGAAGCACGUCGUCUUGCCAAAUUGUCGGCCAAGCAGAAGGUACAAGAUAAAUGUCGAAAUUUACCGAAAGAUGCUGAUGACAAGCAGCAGUCAGAUCAAAAAUCGGAUAGCAAUACAAAAGUGGUGAAUCAAACAACAACUUCAAAAGGUGAAUCGAGUGGUUCGAAUCAAAUUUUGCACCGUAAAACGCAAAAGCACGGGAACGUUGAAGAGAAAAACAAGCCAACAAAUUCGAAUACACUAACACAAGCACUAGAUAAACUAAAAAUUAAUAAUGAAACAAGUGAAGCAAGUAAUAGUGUGUUACAUGAAAAACCUGAAAAGAAACAAUUAUCAAAGGCCGAACGACGGGCUAUUCAAGAAGCACAGCGGGCAGCCAAAGCAGCUAAAGUGGCUGAGAAACCGGCUCAAAAUGCUGAAAAGCAAACAGUGAAAAAAGAAACGUCCGUAACAAAGCCAACUACCGGCACAAAGCCAAUACCAUCGACAUCCAAAGACGCAUGCAAACCAUCAACAUCAAAAGAAGUCAAUGUCCGAAGAUCACAACCGCAAUUGCAUCGUGUUAAACUAUUUAAUCAUUUGUAUACAAAUAUAUCACGCGAUAAUGUACUCAAUUCGGGCACCAUUCAUCCGGCAAUUGUUCGGCUUGGUGUGCAAUAUUCAAGUGGCAUUGUAAAAGGAUGUAAUGCACGUGGUUUGGCAUUUAUGAGCGCGAUGAAAGAAAUGAUUGCCGAAUAUGAGACACCAUCACAGAAAGAAUUUUCACGCAGUUUAGAAGAUGUUAUUAAAAAAUGUAUCGAAUAUUUACAACAAUGUCGGCCGCUAGCCGUGUCCGUUACGAACGCAAUGAAAUCAAUUCAAUUUCAUUUACGGCAAUUGCCCAAAUCGGAAAAAGAUGCUGAGUUGAAGACAAUACUAUUGGAAUCGAUUGACACUUAUGUACGUGAUCAAAUUGAUAAAGCGGCCGAAGCGAUUAGUCUAAAGGUUCAGGAAAAAAUAUCAGAUGGUGAUGUGAUUUUAACAUUUGGCUGUUCAUCGGUCAUUUUGAAUAUAUUGGAUGAAGCAAAAAAGAGUAAAAAUUUCCGUGUCAUUGUGGUCGAUGCUCGACCAUGGCAUGAGGGCAAAGAAAUGCUGCGUCGUCUCGUUGCCAAAAAUAUCAAAUGCACCUGUGUUCUUAUAAAUGCGGCCGGUUUUAUUAUGCCCGAGGUAACAAAAGUUUUACUCGGCGCUCAUGCACUAUUAGCCAAUGGAUAUGUAAUGUCACGAGCUGGAACAGCCCAAAUAGCCUUAAUAGCCAAAUCCUAUAAUGUUCCCGUGCUAGUGUGUUGUGAAACACAUAAAUUCAGCGAACGAGUUCAAACGGAUGCAUUUGUUUACAAUGAAAUUGGUAAUCCAUAUGACGUAGUUAAAUCAGAUGAAAAUAAUUCACCGCUUGCUAAUUGGGAGUCGGUGCCGAAUUUGACACCAUUAAACCUGUACUACGAUGUAACACCGCCCGAACUGGUAUCGGCUGUUGUCACAGAAGUGGCCAUUCUUCCGUGUACAAGUGUUCCUGUAAUCUUACGUAUCAAACCAUCAGAAAUCGGAUACUAAUUAAAUGCAUCGCAAUUACUUUACACCGCCUCUUUUUUCUGUCUUUUUACCGUCUUUUGUUACGUAAUUUAUCACUAAUAAAACAUUAUUUGUUGGACUGAGUAACAAACAAAUUAUCAAAUCUUCUAAAUAGUUAGUGUAAAAUAAACAUGUAAAAUCAGCAGAGAUCAAUAAAGAUUAAUUGAUAUUUGAA